UAACCUGACGUGGGUGAGGAAGUCGGGCUGGUUCCCCGGCGUCUUCGACCCCGCUACCCCCCCGGUCUCCCCCUUUUCCCCCGGGGCGCGGCCCCGAGACCCCCGAUCCCGCCAUGCUCGACUUCUUCACCAUCUUCAGCAAGGGCGGCCUGGUGCUGUGGUGCUUCCAAGGCGUGCGCGGCCCCGCGGCGGCCUGCACGGCGCCUGUGAACGCGCUGAUCCGCUCGGUCCUGCUCCAGGAGCGAGGUGGCAAUAACUCUUUCAACCAUGAAGCCCUUACGUUAAAAUACAAGCUGGACAAUCAAUUUGAACUUGUCUUUGUGGUUGGAUUUCAGAAAAUUUUGACUUUAACCUAUGUGGAUAAGUUGAUAGACGAUGUCCAUAAGGAGUUCAGAGACAAAUAUCGAAAUGAGUUUCAGCAGAAGGGAAGUCUUGGAAUUCUCAAUGGCACUUUUGAUUUUAAAGAAGAAUUUUUACAUCUCCUACGGGACGCAGAGGAGAGCAGUAAAGUCAAAGCUCCUGCUGCCAUGAAGACGUUUGAACAGUCAGAAAAGUCCAAAAAAAGUGUGAAGUCGAUGAUAGAAACUCGAGGGGAGAAACCAAAAGAGAAAACUAAGAAUAAGAAAAACAAAGGUUCCAAAAAAGAAGCUCCAGGAGGUGAAGCAGCCCCAGUCCCCAAAGCAGCCCCAGUUGUUAAGCAGGAACCUCCUGUUGCAGCUGGGGACAGGGAGGAAUUGUCCAAGGAUGAGAUCUUGCAGAAGAACCGGGAGGAAUUCUUCAGGAAACGCAUGAAAGGAGGAGAGAAAUCCAACAAGUCCCCAAAGCAGGAUGCUCAGAAGGACAAGGGAAAGAAGCCCAGAGUGUGGGAUCUGGGGAACUCUAAUGCCAAAGUACUUGAUUAUAGUAACUCCACUACCAACGGAAAUGCAGACACUUGUCCUAUGGAGGAGUAUGAUGCAGAUAUGAUUAUCGGGGAUCGCGAUCAUGAGCCUGGCCAUCUCCGUGACCUUGAAUAUGAGAGUGAAGAGGAAGCUGAAGAAGAGGAAAAGGUGGCUCAGAACUCCUCCAGCACAAGUGCCAAGAAAGGCGGCCUUGGAGGCAUGUUUGGGAUGCUGAAAGGCCUUGUGGGCUCUAAAAGCUUAACCAGAGAGGACAUGGACCCUGUCCUCGAGAAGAUGAAGGAUCACCUGAUUACUAAAAACGUUGCUGCUGAGAUAGCUGUCCAGCUGUGUGACUCUGUUGCAAAGAAGCUGGAAGGCAAAGUGAUGGGCACCUUUACAACGGUGACCUCAACCGUGAAGCAGGCCCUUCAAGAGUCUCUGGUGCAGAUCCUACAGCCCCAGCGCCGCGUGGAUGUCUUGCGUGACGUGAUGGAUGCCCAGCGUCACCACCGCCCUUACGUCAUCACUUUCUGCGGCGUCAACGGAGUUGGGAAGUCAACCAACCUGGCCAAGAUUUCUUUCUGGCUGAUUGAAAACAAGUUCAGUGUUCUCAUUGCUGCCUGCGAUACGUUCCGGGCUGGAGCUGUGGAGCAGUUGCGAACGCACACGCGCCGCCUGAAUGCUCUGCAUCCUCCAGAGGAUCACGGCGGACGCACCAUGGUGCAGCUUUAUGAGAAGGGAUAUGGGAAGGAUGCGGCCGGCAUUGCCAUGGAAGCCAUUUUGUACGCACGCAACCAAGGUUUUGAUGUGGUCUUGGUGGACACGGCGGGCCGUAUGCAAGACAACGCUCCCUUAAUGACAGCCCUGGCUAAACUCAUUGCGGUCAACACCCCCGACCUCGUCCUGUUUGUGGGCGAGGCCUUGGUGGGAAACGAGGCUGUCGAUCAGCUGGUCAAAUUUAACAAGGCCCUCGCUGAUCACUCUGCGACUCAGACCCCACGCCUCAUCGACGGAAUAGUGCUAACCAAAUUUGACACCAUAGAUGACAAGGUCGGUGCUGCGAUCUCCAUGACGUACAUCACUAGUAAACCCAUUGUGUUUGUGGGCACUGGACAAACCUACUCUGACCUGCGUAGCCUUAAUGCCAAGGCUGUGGUUGGUGCUCUCAUGAAGGCCUGACCACUAGUUAGGGCACCAAAUUCCUGUCUGCAGUUGUCUCAGAAUGCGCUUUCCAACGUGACCGUCUUAGAACCCUUUUCGAUUUUUCUCCCUUUCUUUUUUUGGCAUCGUGCAACACAGAAUGGGAGGGAAGCUGGAAGGAGGAGCUGCUCUCUUGCCUUCCGGUCCUCCUCUUGGUUUCAUUCGCUCACACCUUCCCCUUUUAAGUUUAGCAAGAGGCGCCCGUCCAUUUUCAGUUCCGUUCCCCUUAUUUGAAAUGAACUACGCUUGUCCUGCUGAGUGGUUCUAAGGAGUUUGGGGCUGGGAGGGGAGGGAGAAACCUUCUCCAGCGUUCUUUGGCUGGAGCAGCUGCAAGGCCAUCUCCCCCCUGUCCAAGGAACCCUCUUACCAUUCUCUCGCCACUCCUGCCUGCUUGAGCCCGAGCCCAGAGCUUUCUAUUGUUCAUCCCCAUUAGUGGGUGCCAUGCAAACUUUGCCGGGGUUGCUCUGCACCCAUGAACUCUGCCGUAUUUAAAACUCACUCUCUCUCGGACCUGUGCAGCUGCUUCAGAUUACGUUUUGGUGAUGCCGAAAGCGUGGCAGCGUUUGUCUCGGCAAUAGGGCUGUUUCCAGGCAUCUCCGGCUGCCGAUACGACGCUGCCCAGUGUCCGUUUUAAAUGAAUCGAGCUGCAUCCCUGUGGCUUCCUUCGGGCGCAGCAGCUCCUCAAAGCUUUCAGGCCAAAACCAGAAUGCAAACUGAGAGGCAGGCGGCGGAAGGCCUUCUUGGACUGUCAGCGAGGCGCUUCACACCAAAGCUCUCCAGGCCCUGUAGUGUGUGUCCCCCCACCCCCAAAAAAGUGCAGGAACCUGCAAUGCUAUUUCUAAUCGCACCUUUGCAACGGAGGGCAUCCCUUCUGCUUUCCUAAUGACGUCUCUCCACCUGGUCAGAAAGCUGCUUCUCGUUGCAUCUUUUUUUUUGUGUGUGUGUGUCAUUUGUUUUUUUGUGGGGCUGAGUCCAGGCCAACGGUUACGACUGCUGUGCUUUUCGCUGCGACGCCAUCGGGCCCUUCUUGCGUUGCGCUUGUCUGAGCGGUUUAUGAUGAGCACGGGCUGUCAUUUUGCACAAUACCCCCCCACUCAAGCUGCGCAUGCAAACUUGAAGCUUGUGCUCAUGGUGAACGUGGCAGACAAUCCCUUUGCCAUAUCCCCCCCCCGUCCCCCCAAAACAGGGUCAAAUCCAAACCAGGUAAAACAAACAUCUGGCUACAAAAAGACUUGGUUAUGUGGAUUAACUUUAUGCUGCUAAAUGUGUCCUUAUUAGACCAGGAGUUGGGUGUUUUCUGCACCCAGUGACUCUUCUCCCUUCUUACACAGAACCCAGUUCUAUGAUUGGGUUUGCACAGUCACCGCAGCCCAGCAUGGCUUAUUCAAGCCACGCUGGGUCAUGGCUUUCGAAUAUUCAAGCCGUCAACUGUGCCUUAUCAUGUCGUCCAAACCCAGUGAGGAUGGCUUGCUGGCAUGGUUAACCAAACACCCAGGACCCCUGAGCUGUUUUAUGGUUGUGGGCGGCUUGUUAACCAUCCCAACAACCCACCCUUGCGAGGCUUGGGUGAUGCAACAAGCUACGGUCGCAGUUUGAAUCGUCAAAAUGGUGACUCGCAUACGCCGCAGCGCACCAUGGCUUAAUUAAGCCACGGUGGGUUGCUUGAUCCUGCAAACUGGCCCACGAACUCUGCCUCACCUCUUGUCCUUUUUUUUCUGUCUAAUCAUCAGAGGUCAGAAUCAAACUGUUCAACUCGAGCCUUUGCAUGCGCUCCUGCCGCGCUGGCUUUUGCUUUUCCAAACCAGUCUGUGAAAAGGAAUGUUCCGGUGGGGAUAAUACUGGUGGUCGCUUGCUGCUUUUUCUGCCCCCUCCCCUCCCCCUCUCCCUCCAGAGUGCCUCUUGAUCCUGGUAUAAAGUGCUAUGUUGAAUAAUACAAAACUUUAUGAAGAUGUCUUGUAGCUCGGUAUUGCAGAUGUGCUCUAGUGCAAUAAGUUGAAUGCUGUCUGCUAAAAAGAAAUUUAUAUAAUAAAAUUUCAUUUUAAAAACCA
Messenger RNA from Elgaria multicarinata webbii, 4129 nucleotides. RefSeq names its product SRP receptor subunit alpha (gene SRPRA). Gene Ontology annotation, biological process: SRP-dependent cotranslational protein targeting to membrane; intracellular protein transport. Gene Ontology annotation, cellular component: signal recognition particle receptor complex; endoplasmic reticulum membrane. Gene Ontology annotation, molecular function: signal recognition particle binding; ATP hydrolysis activity; GTP binding. The coding region runs from base 114 to 2060 and encodes 648 amino acids. NCBI's taxonomy places the organism in Eukaryota, Metazoa, Chordata, Lepidosauria, Squamata, Anguidae. The record is from RefSeq and is a predicted model, not a curated record. The transcript has 14 exons.